GUUUGGUAAUAAUGAACGCGAUAUUUUAUCCUUUACUCGCCACUGCUCUGCUGCUUCAGUCGUCUAGCGUGGACACACACACAGUGAGGGUACUGAACGGCUAUCCUCGUGCUCAUCCGAUUUUUGUAACUUUGCCUGGAUUGGCACCGUUCGCUCUCAACUACAACGACAUCAUCAAUGUGACAUCGCAAUUGAGUUCUACGACCCGUGCCACAGUUCAAGGAGGCAACAUGACCGUUCAGACUCAAGUGGAAGGAUUAGUGACAGGUGUCGCUGAAGGUUUCCUGGUGAUUGAACCUUCAGCAGGCAGUCAACAACUAGAGGCAACGUUCCAGACGUGGCAGGCAGAUACGAGCCAACUGGCCAGGAAUAAGUCAUUCUUAGUCAUUCGCAAUUCAUUCGAUGGAAACAACUUAGAUGUCAUCACAUUCUCUGCUCAAAAAUACUCUGCUGGCCAAACCGAAGGCAGCCUUGUGAGACUCGUCAACGCAAUGGGUAAACGAGAAUCGUACACGCUGUAUGUAUCUUCCGGAAGUUACCAACUCAAGAUUGUGCCAACUGGCAGCGUUAGCAACGUAGACGAUUUCAAGAACGUCGCGUCGCUUGUGGAGGAGUUUGACUUCCGAGCAGAGGCGGGUGAGAGGUACUACACGGCGGUGAUUGGAUUAUCCGGCUCUACAAAUGAAUACAAACCGAAAGUGGUUAGUGUGCCGCCUCUAAAACGGGCAACAAGCACGUCUGCACCUCUCACGCGUCUCUACGUGAUCAACGCCUAUGCUGGCUAUUCUAGCGUUCAGGUUAGCGUUAGUGGACGGUUGCUUUCACGGAUGCCGUUUGGAUCAGUGCAUGGAGAACUUCUCUAUCUAGCAAAAGGAAGCAGUAUUGCACUAGCAAGAGGAAAUGACCAGUUUCAAUACAAUGUCAUGGAGCAGGUGCCAUAUGCUGCAUCUGAUUGUAUCACAGUCAUCAGAGAGCCACAGAAAAAUGGCAUGCAGAUUCCAACGCCUCAUUUCGAUUGCCGACCCAGAGAGCAUGUCAACAAGGCAAAAGCACUGAUUUUCGUGUACAACAGCAUUUACAACAACACAGACGGAAUUGAUAUCAUUGCGUUGCCAAAAGCAGCCAACACAACCGUUCCACUGCAGUUCAUUGCUCAAGGGUUGCAAUCCAGAGGUAGCAAAACAGCCACUCUAGAUGCACAGCAAUACACAGUCAAGGCCGUGCCUUCAGGUACUGUCACAAGCAGGAGAGAGUUUGAAGCUGCGUCUUCGUUUAUACAACUUACAGACAUCUCACCACGAGGUGGCAUUCAUUACUAUAUUAGUCUGCAUGGUAUCCAAGGCAGCACAAACCUCAUCUACCAGAUUGACCUGUCAAGUUACCCGGAUAUUGUACAGAAGAGAAUCAAGCCUACUACAGGCGAGUUCAACACAUUCGUUGCAACCGAAUUCAUUGCAACCGAAUUCAUUGCAACUGACGGUGGUGAACAAGAUAGUAAGGGUGACGAUCAUAAUGUACGAUCUGCUAGUCUGUCAAAGUCUCCGUCGUUUGUAUUCUUCUUGAUCAGUUUUGUAGCUAGUUUCGGUAUCAGCGUCUUGGUAAACUAAACUGUCUUUUGUCCUCGUAGUUUGUGUUCUAUCUGUAACUGUCUGUGUAUAUUCGUAAAUACACUAAAGUUGUCUAUCAA
This is a messenger RNA of Corticium candelabrum, 1687 nucleotides long. RefSeq lists its product as uncharacterized. The transcript is spliced from 8 exons. The record is from RefSeq and is a predicted model, not a curated record. Bases 12 to 1607 code for a protein of 531 amino acids. Lineage: Eukaryota; Metazoa; Porifera; Homoscleromorpha; Homosclerophorida; Plakinidae.